Molecule: messenger RNA, 2590 nt
Organism: Sodiomyces alkalinus F11
Lineage: Eukaryota; Fungi; Ascomycota; Sordariomycetes; Glomerellales; Plectosphaerellaceae
Product: CRO1 protein
Exons: 2
Coding region: 170-2353 (727 amino acids)
Source: RefSeq, a predicted model, not a curated record
CCCAUCUCCCAUCUCCCAUCUCCCAUCACAAAAACAACAACACCCAGUGGCCAAAACAACUGCGCCUGCCAGUUUCCCUCUCCUAUGACCUUUCAAGUCAUAAUUGGAUCUCGUUCUGCCUGCUACUCACUAAUACGAGACCUUCCUUCCCUUCUCCCCUCUCUCCGUCAUGGCUACCGCCGUCGGUGCCACCCCGCCCAAGGCGGAACUGUCGAAGGAGGAUGAGACGCUGCUCAUCCUUGCUCGAUUGAUGGAGGGUGGCCAAGAAGACGAUGAAACCAUCCGGGACCUCGGUCAGCUCACCAAGUUGCUCAACGAAGAUUCACAAAUCCACCAGCCAUCCAAGGGAACAGCCGCCUCUGCUCCGUCCAUCUGCUCAGUCAUGGAUGCCGACUGCGUGGACACCAUGCUCUCAUAUCUCGACAUGCGCCAGCCCGAGGCCGUCCGAGGCCACGCUGUCCUCACCACGGCCGCCUACCUCAAGGCAGCAGGAGACGACGGCGCCAACAAUCUCUCGUCCUUCUUCCUCGACAGGGUCCGCCGAGGCACCUAUGACGAUUACAUACUGGCCUUCUGCGUCGCCGCUUCCACCUUCCCCAUUGUCCCGGACCUCACCGCCACCCUUUUUCUCUCCGAGGGUUUCCUCGCCGCCCUGGGCCCGCUCAUGCGCCGCAAGUGGAAGAGCCGCAAAGUCGAGACGGCCUGCCUCGAAAUGCUCAACGCCGCCUGCAUCAACUCGGCCUGCCGCGAAGCCGUUCUCAAGUACUGCGCCGACUGGCUCGAGGAGGUGGUCGAUCAGGACCCGGACCAGGUCGCCCGUGAGUUCAUGGCCCAGGACCCGGAUUCUUCUGGGGCCUCCUCCGUCACCAUGCGCCGCCAUUCCGAGGCCGUUCAGAACAUGGCCGCCGUCAUCCUCGCCAAGCUCAGAGCAAUGCCCCCCUCGGCAGCUUCGUUGGAUGACCAAGCAUCAGGGCGACAGGGAGGACAGUCGCAGUCGCAGUCGCAGUCACAACCACAGGAAAGAAUCACACCGGCCGUCACCACUAUUGAAGACCUCUCAUCCAGGUUUACCCGCAUGCUUCUCAGAGAGGACGACAAUCACGGCACACCACACUCGAUAGAAGGGUUGGCCUACGCCUCGCUGCAACCCAAGGUCAGGGAAGACCUGGCGCACCACCAAGAUUUCCUAAACAAGCUCGUGUACACGCUGUCCAACGCCCAACCCAAGUCCCCGUUGACCUACGGCGCCCUGAGCAUCCUGGUCAACCUGACAAGGUACCAGCCCACCCUGUCCGAGGAGCAGAAGAAGAUGUAUCAGCUCAAGGCCUACGCCAAUGCGGCCGGAAAGAUCCGACAGGAUCCUCUCCUGGACGACGAGCACGUCGGCGAAAGGUGUAGGCUCGUCUUCGACGCCGGUGUGACUCCGGUUCUCCUCUCGCACAGCAAGUUCGCCUCACCCGCCUCGCUUGGCCUCAUCGUCUCCAUCAUCUUCUCCCUAUCCGUCACCACAUCCGUGCGGGGCAAGCUCGCCCAGCAAGGCGCCGUCAAGCUCCUCCUCUCGGCCUGGCACGCCCUCCCCGAAUCCGAAUCCGCCAGCCGCCGGACCGCGGCCCAGGCCCUCGCCCGCAUCCUCAUCAGCACCAACCCCUCCCUCGUCUUCGGCGGUAGCCGCUCCCACCCGCAGAGCUCCGCCAUCCGGCCCCUCCUCUCGAUCCUACCCCCGGACCCGGCCGCCGACACGCGCGACCUCCUCCCGACGUUCGAGUCCCUCAUGGCGCUGACGAACCUCGCGUCGACGGACGACGCCGACACGCGCCGGGCCAUCAUCCGCACGGCGUGGCCGCACGUCGAGGAACAACUCGUCGCCUCCAACGCGCUCGUGGCCAAAGCGGCCGUCGAGCUGGUGUGCAACCUGGUCCAGGCGCCCGAGGGGAUGGCGCUCUACGCCGACGGCAGCGCGGGGGCCAAGAACAGGCUGCACGUCCUGCUCGCGCUGGCGGACGCGGAGGACGAGGGCACGCGCAGCGCGGCGGGCGGGGCGCUGGCGGCGCUUACGGGGCAUCCCGGCGUUGUGCGCGCCAUCGUCGAGCGGGAUCGCGGCGUCGAGAUGGUGCUGGGCAUGUGUGGUGAAGAGGGCGAGGAUCUGCGGCACCGCGGCGGGUUUGUGGUGUAUAAUAUGGUGGUCGCCGAGGGGGAGGCGGGCGCCAUGGCGCGGAAGAAGAUUCGCGAACGGUAUGGGGUGGAGGUGUUGAAGAAGGCGGCGAAAAUGAGUCGGCGGGGGGAAGUCGUGGAGGUCAUUUUGGAGGCGUUGAAGGUUCUCCUUGAGGGGGGGGAAGGUAGUGGAGGCUCAUGAGCGUUUUGGUUAAGACAAGGACGCGACGAAGUAAGGAUAGGGUAAUGGGUAUUUAAUGUCGGAUGAGAAGAUGAUAUGGGAAUGCUAUGGAUAUAGGUAUAGGACAGGUAUUCAUCUCACGCCUGGUAUGCGCCUGGUAUGUGGCGACUUUGUCUGGUGAUGCGGAUGUAGUGGGCUUAUAAUGAGGAUGGUGAGCUGUUUGAGUGAGGCUCCUAAUAGACGUCGAUAUGUGCAAGC